AAUGAGUGACGAAUGUGAACAUAUAUAGUGAGUCAAGAACAGUCUGGUGCUUCUGACUCGCAACCUUUCUUAUUAAAAGAAGCUGCUAAUCAGAAUGCUCUGGAUAGCUGGCCAAUCAGAGCACACCUUGCUUUUUUUUGUUAAAAUCACAGUGUAACAAUGUACAGUGUGUGUAUUAUAUCAUGGGUUAAACUUAGGUAUUCAGAAAGUGCAAUAAUAAUAAUAAUAACAAGAGCUUUAUUAAAUGCAUUAAGACGUUUUAAGGCUCAUUCCCGAUGAACUGACUUUUAAUAGCUUCCAGAGAGCACCGGCUAUGGCUUACGAUUCAUGGAUUUUGAGCUGGUUUGUGAUUCACCGCGAUUUGCAUUUCCGUUCCAGAUUAAUGAGAGAAGGAAGGAAACCGCUUGGGUUCCACCUUUCCCUGACUGUGAAUGUGUUCAUCAAAGCCUGUCAGAGUCUCCUCAGUGAAGAAGGAGUGGCUCCGCUCAGGUAAAUAAGAGCCGUGAACCGGCGCUUCGGAGCCAAACACGAGACGGAGCAACACACAGGCUGCGUGCAGAAAUGUCUAGCUCUAACCCCAGCUCCGGGACGUCAGCUGCUUCAGAAAAACUUCUGAUGGUGCGUUCGGUCGAUCUCCUGAAGUCUAAGGAUGGCCCGAACCGCCUCGAGCAUCACACGGACGCUUACUUCAGCGACAAGCUGAUCGUCCGCAGGGGGCAGACGUUCCAGAUGUGGAUCGAGUUCUCCAGACCCUUCAACCCCAAAUCAGACCGACUGCAGCUGCAGAUGAAGUUAGAUUCCAUCUUCACCAGCAGUCCCGGGAUUCGCAUCUCUGUCCCGUUAGUGGACGUCCUGGAAGACGGCCGCUGGGAGAUGAAGGUGGUGGAGCGGAAAGACAAUCGCGUGCGGCUGAAGGUCAACACUCUUCCCUCCGCCUCCAUCGGCCGAUACAGGCUGACCGUGGAGACUAUCUCACCGAAGGCCAGACUGCUGUUCCCCUGCACCCCGAACGAUGUCUACAUGCUCUUCAACCCCUGGUGUGAAGAUGACCCUGUGUAUCUGGACGAUGAAGCGGAAAGGAAAGAGUAUGUUCUGAAUAACAUGGGCAGAAUUUACUACGGAACCGAGCAACAAAUUGGAGGCAGAACAUGGAAUUUUGCCCAGUUUGAACAGGACAUACUGGAUGCGUGUCUGUUUCUGUUGGAGAGGGGUCAGGUGGCUAUGACCGAAUGGAGAGAUCCGGUGAUCGUGUCCAGGAUGGUAUCUGCUCUGGUAAACUCCAACGAUGACCGUGGUGUGCUGAUGGGUAAUUGGUCGGACAGCUUUGAAGGCGGGACGAGUCCCACUGCCUGGAGCGGGAGCGGAGACAUCUUGAGACAGUUUUACAAAAGCUCAGGGAAGCCUGUCAAAUACGGCCAGUGCUGGGUCUAUGCAGGAGUCACCACAUCUGUGUUAAGAUGUCUUGGUAUUCCCACCCGCUGUGUGACUAACUUCAGCUCUGCUCAUGACACGGACCUUUCCUUGACCACAGACAUUUAUCUUGAUGAGAAACUAGAGCUCAUCAAAGACGAGAGCAGUGAUUCUGUCUGGAACUUCCACGUGUGGAACGAGUCCUGGAUGACCCGUCCGGAUCUCCCGGCGGGUAACGGUGGGUGGCAGGUGGUGGACGCGACCCCUCAGGAGCUCAGUCAGGGGUCGUACCGCUGCGGUCCCACUCCGGUCUCCGCCGUCCGCAACGGACAAGUCGACCUGAAAUUUGACACUCCUUUCGUCUUUGCCGAAGUGAACAGUGACCGGAUCUACUGGCAGAAGAAACCUGAUGGAAGUGUGAGUCAGGUUCAUGUAGAGAAGAGCACCAUCGGUCAGCGCAUCAGUACUAAAGCUGUGGGAUCUGACGCCCGCGUGGACAUCACACACCUCUACAAACACCCAGAAGGUUCGGAGGAGGAGCGCAUAGCUGUGGAAACAGCCAGUCGUUUCGGCUCCAAGCCGACCAUUUAUCCGCCGCCCAUCGAGAACGACGUGAGCAUUGAGGUCGUCAUGGACGGGGAAGGACCUCGUAUCGGUGGAGACGCCAAACUCUCCAUCGUCCUGAAGAACACAGGCUCGAAGCAGCGCACGGCCGGUCUGCUGUAUGAGGUGAUGGUCAUGUACUACACUGGAGUGCUGAAAGACACCGUGAAGAAGGACCGGAUUCCUGUUGACCUUAAACCACAAGAGACCAAGACUAUUCCUUGGACUCUGAAGUAUAAGGAGUACAUGAAUCAUCUGGUGGACCAAGGUGCUCUGAUGCUCACGGUCACCGGACGGGUCAAUCAGACCAAACAGAUUGUGGCCACACAGUUCAACUUCAGACUGCGUACACCAGACCUCGUCCUCACUCCUCUGGAGGACGCUGUGGUGGGUAAAGAGCUGGCCGUCAAGAUCUCGUUCCAGAACCCGCUGACACAAGUACUGAAGAACGUUUUGUUCCAUUUGGAGGGAUUGGGAAUGCCGAGCGUCAGACAGAUCGAACAUGGUGAUGUGGGGAAGCUUGAGACGGUUACCCUGGUGGAGAAGUUUGUUCCUACGGUCUCCGGCUCUCAGAAGCUCCUGGCAUCGAUGGACUGUCGCCUGCUCACUCAGGUGCAUGGAUUCGCUGACAUUGUGGUGAAACCAGAGUAAAAAACACUUUCAGUGUAAAUCCUCCUAAAGCCCUCUGUUUACUUAUAGGAAUGCUAACUUUAAUGCACUAAUUUAUACGAAGGUGAUGCAAGUCGACAAUAAAGAUACUUCUUGUUCAUA
This is a messenger RNA of Puntigrus tetrazona (Sumatra barb), 2784 nucleotides long. It is a transcript of the gene tgm1l4, whose product is annotated as transglutaminase 1 like 4. Gene Ontology annotation, molecular function: protein-glutamine gamma-glutamyltransferase activity. Lineage: Eukaryota; Metazoa; Chordata; Actinopteri; Cypriniformes; Cyprinidae. Gene Ontology annotation, biological process: peptide cross-linking. The transcript has 14 exons. The coding region runs from base 562 to 2664 and encodes 700 amino acids. The record is from RefSeq and is a predicted model, not a curated record.